Molecule: messenger RNA, 4113 nt
Organism: Leptosia nina
Lineage: Eukaryota; Metazoa; Arthropoda; Insecta; Lepidoptera; Pieridae
Source: the annotation of a GenBank genome assembly
AUGGCCGUGACCACCUCACCAACCUACUGCGGAUCGCCGAUUCACGAUGGAUUUGCUACAAUCCGUGCACCAAGGAGCCGGAUCAAGAUAAGAAACCUAGUUGAACCAAAUCACAUGGCUAAUCUACCUCAAAGGCAUUCCGAGUAUUUUACACUACAAAGAACAUCCAAAAAUAAUUUCCUGGAGAGCAGUUGUGGAGUACAGUACGUAACAAAUGAAUCGCAAAAUGUAAAUAAACCUUCAAGACUUAGCUUAACCGAACCCAUUUAUGCCAAAGUAAGCCCGCCGCAAUCUUUAUGCAACUCGCCCGUUAAACUUAUAAAUGGAAGGCAAGAGGUUCAUUAUAAGUCCAUUAAUACGAAGCCUCGGAGGCGCUUGCAAAGUUUAGAAUUAUCUCGAGAAACUGAGGCAGAUAACGAUGAAAAACUCAACGUCACAAUAGUGAAUAACGGCGACCGUCAUACUUACGAUACUAAUAUAGCAAGUCAGGACGUCGAACAGCAUUCCGUGCGCACUGACACUACGGGCUCUUCCAUAGACUAUAGAAAGAGAAAUAGCGAUCGCGAUAACUGUUCUGAAUCCUCAUCGUACCUUACCGAUAACGACCGACCCAUAUCGAGCUACAGCGACAACUCCACGAUACCAUCGACGGAUACAGAAGACGUCCUCAAAGAUCUACCGAACAGGUCUAGAUUCCAUAAAUCUCCACAAAAGUAUGCGACUCUUAACAUGAGAAGGCCAAAGUUUAUAGAUCUAAAAACACCUGUAACCGACAAUCCGUUCUAUGGAAGCCUCCAGAGAAAUAAGAUGGGCUACAAAUCUGAACCAAAUACACCGAUAUGUACAGAAAAUGAAUUAAAUGAUAGCUCUAGUAUAAUUAGCGAUGUACAAAAAAUACCAAAAAUGCCGUUACAAAAUAGAAAUGGAGUGAGACGUUCGAUCAGUGAAACGAAUGGCUUUACCAAGCGGCUUAGCUACAGGCACUCGUUCAGUGCGGAUUUGAAGCCUCAAUUAAACAUAAGAAGACCGCAUAAGUGUUGUGAAUGUAUAACUGGUAUUCCGGCUGAUGGAGACAGAGAGACGCUUUCCAGGCCGUUAGGUACCUUAUAUGAAUCUCAAGAUCCAAAAGUGGGAUGCCAAACCAUUCUACGAUCGAAGCCUCCAGUACCAUGGUGGGAAUUGGCUAUAAAGAAAUCAAGAUACAAAAGCUGCCCCAUUCUAGAAGACGCGCACGUGGUGUCUGCCUUCGAACAAAGCCUUUCGAACAUGACCCAACGACUUCAACAACUGACUGCAACCGCAGAGAGAAAGGACUCAGAACUAACGGAACUACGUCAGACGAUUGAGUUACUUCGAAAGCAGUCUAUACAAGCUGGUCUGACCACGGCACACAUGCAGUCCAUGGGCAUUCGGGCAGAUGGAGUCAAUGUCACGGGCCAGGACCCAACACCCACACCAAACCAACAAUCAUCACCACAGCGUCUGGUUCAGACAGGGAACGGCGCGAUUACUCGCCACCUUUCUACGGACAGUGUUUCCAGCAUCAACAGCCUAAGCAGUGGCUCCUCAGUUCCACACGAUAAGAAGCACAAAAAAAAGGGCUGGUUGCGGUCGUCGUUUACAAAAGCAUUCUCGCGGAACGCGAAGAUUUCGAAAACUGCGAAGCACGCUUCCCUUGGGCAACUGUCGUCUCAGGACAGUUCGUCCGGGUCACAUCACUAUGACGACCCGCACACAAUCAGAGAAGGCAGCAACGAGAACAGCCUAGAACAUUCCCACGAAACACUCGACAACUCGAAAGACAAGACGACUUGCCCCGCGGCCAAACCCGACGAACAAACCAAAGAGAAACAAGACCAAGCCUUAGUAGACGAAUUAAAGAGACAAUUACGAGAAAAAGACUUAGUAUUAACAGAUAUACGAUUAGAAGCACUUAGUUCAGCUCAUCAACUGGAGAGUCUUAAAGAUACUGUUAUAAAAAUGAGGAAUGAGAUGUUAAACCUGAAGCAAAACAAUGAACGCCUCCAAAGGCUGGUGACGUCACGAUCCUUAGCUGGUAGUCAGAGUUCUCUAGGGACGGGUGGCUCUGCAGUAGAAGAUCCGAGAAGAUUCAGUCUUGCUGAUCAAGCCACUAUGCAUCAGGCGACAAUGGACAUGCAUUCACAACCAUUGGACCUGGAUUUUAAUUGCGUCACAUCAACGCCGUCCCGAGAUAAAAAGGGAUCUCCUAAAUCAAAUAUGGAGCCAAUAUACGGAAACAAUGUAACCUGCGAGCUUAAUGAAAAUAGUGAAGCCAUUCUCGGAGCGCUUAAUGGUUCUAGCGAUAUAUUCACUAAUGGACUUAACGCCGGCGAUAGAAUGAGCGGAGAUUACGAUAUCAACAGCGUGCUACCUCCACCUAAAACGAGGGAACUAGCGAUCGGGGAAAGCUAUUCUGAUAUCGGUGUAGCGGAUAGCCAAGGUGAUACGACGGAUGGGAAAAAAAUAGCAAUAGCAGUGUAUCUUGGACAACCGGAGACAUUCCAGAGAUAUUUCGAGGAAGUUCAGGAUACCCUCACUGAAUCAGAAUGCAGAUUCUACGCGAAGCAAUCUGCCAAUGCAUACAGUAACCACUACGAGAAGCAAUCGAGUUUUGACUCGCCGCGCAUGUCACAGAAUCAUAGUCCAGAAAUAGAAUCGCAAGACUACCCUCAAACUAUAAAUAAGUCAAACACUAAUAGUCUUAAGAGUAACAAAUCUACACAUAGCAAUUCCUAUAAGCACGUUUACAAUAGUGACUCGACAAUAAAUUGUAAUGAAUUUACAAUAGCAUAUACAUAUAUUUCCGGUAAGACGACGUGGCAAAACUUAGAUUACAUAGUGAGGAAAACUUUCAAAGACUAUCUGUCGAGGAUAGACCCGGGAACAAAUCUUGGCCUCAAUACGGACUCAAUAACUUCGUACCACUUGGGAGAAGCGACGCGAGGCCCUGAGAUUGGUUUUCCCGAAUUGCUCCCAUGCGGAUACAUCAUCGGCACAGUGAAUACGUUGUACAUAUGUCUUCAAGGUGUUGGGAGUUUAGCAUUUGAUAGCCUUAUACCAAAAAAUAUAGUAUACAGAUACGUUUCUUUGCUGUCGGAACAUCGACGCGUGAUCCUUUGCGGGCCAAGCGGCACGGGAAAAUCAUACUUAGCAGCAAAAUUGGCCGAGUUUUACGUGCAACGGACGCAGCGGCGAGGAAAUCCCGCUGAAGCGGUAGCCACUUUCAAUGUGGAUCGUAAGUCAUGCAACGAACUGAGAGCGUACUUGGCGAAUAUAGCGGAACAGUGUGGAGCCACGGUCGGUGCUGAUGAAGCAGCCCUACCUUCGGUCGUAGUUCUUGACAAUCUCCAACACGCUUCGGCCCUUGGAGAUGCCUUCGCCGGUCUGUUGCCGCCGGAUAAUAGAAAUAUGCCUGUCAUUAUUGGCACAAUGUCGCAAGCUACAUGUAACACCACUAAUCUUCAGCUACACCACAACUUCCGAUGGUUGCUUACCGCGAACCAUAUGGAGCCAGUUAAGGGAUUUCUAGCUCGGUAUCUUCGUCGGAAACUGUUCUCUCUGGAAUUACGGCUUGGACGAAGGGAGCCUGCGUUAGCUGCUGUACUGGAAUGGUUGCCCGGUGUCUGGUCGACACUCAACGCCUUCCUUGAAGCACAUUCAUCUAGUGACGUCACCGUUGGUCCCAGACUGUUUCUAGCCUGCCCUAUGGAUUUAGAAGCUAGUCAGGCUUGGUUCGCGGACGUCUGGAACUAUAGUAUAGUGCCAUACGCAUCGGAGGCGGUUCGUGAAGGAGUGGCUCUAUACGGCCGUAGGAGACACGCUGCUAUCGAUCCUCUACAACACGUUAAGUCUUCGUAUCCAUGGAGAGAACCUAAUCACUCCCACACUUUACGGCCAAUUACAGUAGAAGACAUGAACAUUGAAGAAGGAGGCCAAGAUACCAGUGCGAAUACCAACCAAGAUCCACUGUUAAACAUGUUAAUGCGACUUCAAGAGGCAGCCAAUUACAGCGGAAACCAAAGCCAGGAUUCAGACAACGCAAGUAUGGACUCGAAUCUCACCCACGAUAGCUCAAUGGGAAACGAGCUUUAA